AUGGCAGAAAAUAAGGACAGUAAUAUUAAAAGCGCAGAUGUGAGACCCAAAAGCAGCCGGAGCAGAAGUGCAGACAGAAAGGAUGGUUACGUCUGGAGUGGAAAGAAACUCUCCUGGUCAAAAAAGAGUGAGCAUUGUUCUGAUGUGGAACCAGCAAGUGCCUCAGGAAGAUCAGGGGCUAAUUUAAGGAGCCAAGAGAGGAAGUACAGCUGCUCCUCUAUCGAGCUGGAUCUAGACCGUUCCUGUGGCCACAGGUUUUUAGGUCGAUCUCUCAAGCAGAAGCUGCAGGAUGCUGUGGGUCAGUGUUUUCCCAUCAAGAAUUGUAGCAGUCGUCACACCUCAGGACUGCCAUCCAAAAGAAAAAUUCAUAUCAGUGAGUUAAUGCUAGAUAAGUGUCCUUUCCCUCCACGCUCGGAGCUGGCUUUUCGGUGGCACUUGAUCAAAAGACACACAGCUCCUAUAAGUCCAAAAGCAGAAGACUGGAUAAUUGCUGAUUUAUCCCAGCAGGAGGAAAGGGAGGAUCAGCUGCGAGACGAUGAGAUUGCCAACGGGGGAAUGGACUCUCCCUCCCAGUCCUGUGACUUUACCGACAGCGGUUCCUCCAGGCGUGAUUCGAGGUCUGAGCUGGUUGCAGGUAAGGUGGGGAGGAACAGUAGAGAUGAGAGCGACAUGGACUCUGAUGACGAAGUUAUAACACUGUGCACAAGUUCUAGAAAAAGAAACAAGCCUAAAUGGGAAACUGAUGAUGAGCUGCUACGUAUGGAAACACCUCCAAAAUACCAUACCCAGAUCGAUUAUGUCCACUGCCUAGUCCCAGACCUCCUCCAGAUAAAUAACAAUCCCUGCUACUGGGGAGUCAUGGAUAAAUAUGCAGCUGAGGCGCUGCUGGAAGGAAAGCCAGAGGGAACGUUUUUGUUACGAGAUUCUGCCCAAGAAGACUAUUUGUUUUCUGUGAGCUUCAGGCGCUACAGUCGUUCCCUCCACGCGCGGAUAGAGCAGUGGAAUCACAACUUCAGCUUUGAUGCCCACGAUCCUUGUGUCUUCCAUUCUCCUGACAUCACGGGACUCCUAGAGCAUUAUAAAGAUCCAAGUUCCUGUAUGUUCUUUGAACCACUUUUAUCCACUCCACUAAACAGGACUUUUCCUUUUUCUCUUCAACAUAUAUGCAGAACAGUUAUUUGCAACUCCACAACGUAUGACGGUAUUGAUGCGCUUCCCGUUCCUCCAUCAGUGAAGCUCUACCUGAAGGAGUAUCACUAUAAGUCAAAAGUGAGAGUACUCAGGAUUGAUGUACCAGAGCAGCAAAGCUAG
Molecule: messenger RNA, 1311 nt
Organism: Indicator indicator
Lineage: Eukaryota; Metazoa; Chordata; Aves; Piciformes; Indicatoridae
Gene: SOCS4
Product: suppressor of cytokine signaling 4
Exons: 1
Coding region: 1-1311 (436 amino acids)
Biological process (GO): negative regulation of epidermal growth factor-activated receptor activity; positive regulation of proteasomal ubiquitin-dependent protein catabolic process; phosphatidylinositol phosphate biosynthetic process
Cellular component (GO): phosphatidylinositol 3-kinase complex
Molecular function (GO): 1-phosphatidylinositol-3-kinase regulator activity
Source: RefSeq, a predicted model, not a curated record